UGUACAUCUGGAAUGAGAGAGAGUCAACACUUCCCCUGCGUCUGUCAAUCUGGGUGAAGACUACCAGCCGUAUGUGCUUUGUAUGCCGAGCAUGGAAUUAAAUGCAGAGUACCUGGAGAUAUUUAACUCAAUUUAAAAAAAUCCAUGGUGACUUUUACGAUUUUGCGCUUGUCAACUAUUGAGCAGUUUUCCACAUGGGUCAUGGACAAGGCUCUGUGAGCAGAUCAGUCUCUUCUACAUCAUCAGGAUGUUGUGUGGUCACACAAAGAACUGAGGCCCACGGUGCUGGUUGGCCCCUGAGGACGAAGACCAGGAAGCCAGGCCCCCAGACAGUCCUCAGGGAUGUUCUCUAGGGGCCAUGAGAAGGGCCUCAGUGGACCAGAUGAAUACAGCGGUGUAGAGGCACCUCAGAGUCCACACAAGUGGUCCAAGAGGAGGGAGCUGGGGGGUAAGAAGAGCACUCAGAGCCCCAAGGUGGGCAGGAGCCUGCGGAGGAAGUUCCAGAAGUUCCUGCAGGGCCCGGCAGGGCCGGGGGAGCCCUCCAUCCACCAGCCCCAUCAUCUGCUCUCCCCUGUGGAGCAGGACAUAUUUAUAUGUGGCCUGAAGAGAGACCCCUCCAGUGGAGAGUUCAACGGACUUCACUCCUCCCUGCCCAAUGGCCGAAGUCACACAGGGACUCUAAACCCACCUGUGGCUGGGAAUAUGACGCUGAACAAAGAGGGCUUCAUCAACGCCCCCGGUACUGUAAGUACCAACGGCCCCACCGCUAGCCUACCCAUCACUCCCUCUGGAGAGAACAGCAGCGCUGAAUGUCAGGAUGGGAUCGGGGUUGUGGAGGACACACACAGGCCUUCUCCUAGUGAAGAGGAGGAAAAUGAGGGAGAGAAAUGCUCCAGUGACAUCGUCGAACACAUAUUGAAAGAGCUGAGAGGUAUCAACAAGAUUCAGGAGGAGAUCGCAGACCUGCGGCAGUACCUGACCUCUGUGAGAGGCUCAGUGGACGAGGUCUCCUGCUGUGUGGAUGCAGUGCUGAAUGAGAUAGGGGAGCUCUACUCCUCUGGAGCCUCAGCACCAGGACCCCAGACCCCUCAGAGGCCUAGUGGCAGCCCAGGCAGUCAGAAUGUUGUCACAGCCUUCCACAGGAGGGCCACCAGUCCUUUACUGGAGUGCCUGCAGGGGUCUUGGGACAAAGACCCAGUGAAGAUGAUGAUGGUGCCACCCCAGGAGUCACCUAAAACAUGGAGAGAAAGGUUAGCUCCUUGCCAACCCGAACCAGCUGACCAGGAGAAUUCUGACCACAGCUCAGAAGUGUCCUCUUCUCGACCAGGGCCCAGUCAAGCCAGCCUCUCCUACCUGGACCAAGGGUAUGCCCAUGACUGCCCCAGCACCAGCUCCCUGUCGUCAUGUCACAGCUCCAACACUCUGGACCGGGAUGCCAGGUACUGCUCAGUUAAGGCCAGGCUAUGGCAGAGUGGCUGGGCCUCGGCAGGCAUGCAGCACAGUGUGAGCGGAGACGGGGGCUGGAGCGAGGAGAACGGUUGGAGCGAAGACAUCUCCUGUCAGAACAGUGGGGAGGAGGUGGAGGACAACUGUGCAGGGCCAGGUGCAUGGAACAGAUACACCACAGGAGAGACCAGCAGCACCCCAGGCCAGUCCUCCAACAGCAGCUCAGAGCACCUGUCCCUGCUGUUCGGCAUCCAUAAGAACUCCCCCUCCAGCUCGUCCAGUGUGGUGGACUGGCGGCACCCCAGGCAGCAGGGCAGCAAUGGACACCUAGUGUGUGACUGUUCAGCCAACUGCCCAUACUCUCGGAGCUCUGGCUACCACACAAUGGACGCCUAUGCUGAUGUGGGGAGCUGUGGGCCAUCCAGGAGCAUGAGUUGCUCCACUGUACUGCUCACAGACUGUGAUGAUGGCUACCUGGAGCUGCACUCCCCCUACGACCGCUAUACAUCCUCCGCUGACACCCUGAAUGUGGGAUCCGUUGAGAGCCUGGACAGGGAGUGGACUGAACAGUGUGUCCCAAGAGACGAUGCAGGAGGGUGGGUGUCGGGGGACCUGCCUAGCCCUGAGCCUGAGAACACCCAGCUCCUCAAUGUGGGAUUUGAUGUGAAAAACAUUGGGAAGGCUGUGCUCACCUUUAGGUCUGCUUUGAAAGGGGCUCUGAGGAAGCUGGAGGGUUCGAGCCCGGAGCCUGGCAACGAUGACAGUGAGUCAGAAGCAGCUCCCUCUCCUGUCAGAACCUGCUCCCCUGAACCCCCGGAGGGAGCGAUCACUAUGCCAACUGAUCACGUUCGCUCUGCGUCUCCUCUGGAAGAAUAUAGUGAGGCCUCAAUCUAUGUGGACUGCAGCCCAGCCCAAGAGCACCUGCCUUGCUCCCUACAAGCAUCCCCAAAUGAAAGGACUCACUCCCCCUGCACCCCUACCGAGUAUCACUCCAUGGAGCAUUUAGAGAGCCAAGGAGAGUAUCAGACUGAUGGAGAACUGUCCAACCCAGAGCUAACACCAGACCACAGUCCUCCAGGAAGGGCUGGGAGGAGUUCAGCAGAUUUUAACAUCAGCCCAGAGGGGACAGGGUUAAGUCCAACAGGGUUAAGUCCAAUAGGAGAAGACCACGAUGGAGCUGAUCAGGAUGAGUUUAGAGAACAGGAUGUUGUUAGCCCUAAGAAGGAACGCCUUGCUAAUCUGCAGCGCAUCCUGAAAGAUAAAAGACAGAGACAUAAACUUUCCAGAACUUCCCAAGGAUCCCAGUCCACGUUCUCUGAGGAGGAGUUGAAUCCAGAUGGCAGCAGAGAAGAUGACCAGGGACGAGAUGAUGGACCCAACUCCAGACAAGCUUGGAUCAAACCAGGCGGUGGAAGUGGUUUGUUUGGGAUUGACAGCAUGCCAGACCUUCGUAAGAGGAAGCCUAUACCUCUGGUCAGCGAUGUGGCUAUGUCACUGGUCCAGGCUAGAAAGGCUGGAAUCACCUCUUCCAUGGCCGCGCGCUCCUCCGUCAAAGACGAGGAGCUGAAGAACCACGUUUAUAAGAAGACUCUUCAGGCUCUGAUCUACCCCAUCUCCUGCACCACGCCCCAUAACUUUGAGGUGUGGACGGCCACCACGCCCACCUACUGCUACGAGUGUGAGGGGCUACUGUGGGGCAUUGCCCGCCAGGGCAUGAGGUGCUCCGAGUGCGGGGUUAAGUGUCACGAGAAGUGCCAGGAACUGCUGAAUGCUGACUGCCUGCAGCGUGCUGCGGAGAAGAGCUCCAAGCAUGGGGCUGAGGAUCGUACCCAGAACAUCAUCAUGGCCAUGAAGGACCGCAUGAAGAUCAGGGAGAGGAACAAGCCGGAGAUCUUUGACGUGAUCCGGGAUGUCUUUGUCGUCAGCAAGGCGAUCCACGCUCAGCAGAUGAAGACCAUCAAACAGAGUGUACUGGACGGAACCUCCAAGUGGUCGGCCAAGAUCACCAUCACAGUGCUGUGUGCCCAGGGUCUGCAGGCCAAAGACAAGACGGGUUCCAGCGACCCCUACGUCACAGUCCAGGUGGGCAAGACCAAGAAGAGGACCAAAACCAUCUACGGCAACCUCAACCCUGUCUGGGAGGAGAAGUUCCACUUCGAGUGUCAUAACUCGUCGGACCGCAUCAAGGUGCGUGUGUGGGACGAGGACGAUGACAUCAAGUCCCGGGUGAAGCAGCGUCUGAAGAGAGAGUCCGACGACUUCCUGGGUCAGAGCAUCAUCGAGGUCCGCACGCUCAGCGGAGAGAUGGACGUCUGGUAUAACCUGGAGAAGAGGACCGACAAGUCGGCCGUGUCCGGCGCUAUUCGUCUCCACAUAAGUGUGGAGAUCAAGGGAGAGGAGAAAGUGGCUCCCUAUCACGUCCAGUACACCUGUCUACACGAGAACCUCUUCCACCACUCAACGGACAUUCUGGGCCAGGGGGUGGUGAGGAUCCCAGAUGCCAAAGGAGACGAUGCCUGGAAGGUGUACUUUGACGAGGUGGCCCAGGAGAUAGUGGAUGAGUUUGCCAUGCGAUACGGGAUCGAGUCAAUCUACCAGGCAAUGACGCACUUCGCCUGCCUGUCCUCUAAGUACAUGUGUCCUGGCGUUCCGGCAGUGAUGAGCACCCUGCUGGCCAACAUCAAUGCCUUCUACGCCCACACCACCGCCUCCACCAACGUCUCCGCCUCUGACCGCUUCGCCGCCUCCAACUUCGGGAAAGAGCGCUUUGUCAAGCUAUUGGAUCAACUCCACAACUCCUUGCGCAUUGACCUCUCCACAUAUAGGAACAACUUUCCUGCCAGCAGUAAGGAUCGUCUCCAGGACCUGAAGUCCACUGUGGACCUACUGACCAGCAUCACCUUCUUCAGGAUGAAGGUCCAGGAACUGCAGAGUCCCCCUAGAGCCAGUCAGGUGGUGAGGGACUGUGUUAAGGCCUGCCUCAACUCCACCUACGACUACAUCUUCAACAACUGCCAGGAGCUGUACAGCCGCCAGUACCAGCUGCUGGACACACACAAAGAGGAUCUUCCCUUGGAGGAGCAAGGCCCCAGCAUCAAGAACCUGGACUUCUGGCCCAAACUGAUCACCCUUAUAGUCUCCAUCAUAGAGGAGGACAGGAACUCCUACACACCCGUGCUCAACCAGUUCCCUCAGGAGCUGAAUGUGGGGAAGGUGUGUGCUGAAGUCAUGUGGGCGCUGUUCUCCCAGGACAUGAAGUAUGCCAUGGAGGUAAUGGAUAACGUUGAUCAUUACCAGUGGCUUCAGGCCCCAUCUGAAUUCCACCUUCGUGGGCAGACAUUUUAUGCUGAGCAUGAAAAGCACCGGCUGUGUAAGAGUGCCGACUACAUGAACCUGCACUUCAAGGUCAAGUGGCUGUACAAUGAGUAUGUGAAGGACCUGCCAAACUUCAAAGGGGUUGUACCCGACUACCCAUCGUGGUUCUUACAGUUUGUGCUGCAGUGGCUGGACGAGAAUGAAAGUGUUUCCAUGGAGUUCAUGCAUGGAGCUCUGGAGAGAGACAAGAAAGAUGGAUUCCAGCAGACAUCUGAGCAUGCUCUCUUCUCUUGCUCGGUGGUGGACGUCUUCACCCAGCUCAACCAGAGCUUUGAGAUCAUCAAGAAACUGGACUGUCCUGACCCAAAGGUCAUGGCCCACUACAGCCGACGAUUCGCCAAGACUAUUGCCAAAGUUCUUCUGCAGUACAGCGCCAUUCUGAGCAAGAGCUUCCCCUCCUACUCUGACAAAGAGAAGAUUCCCUGUGUACUGAUGAACAAUGUGCAGCAGUUGCGUAUCCAGCUGGAGAAGAUGUUUGAGUCCAUGGGUGCCAAACAGAUUGCAAAAGCGGAAGCAAUGGUGUUUCCUUCGCUGCUUAAGAUUGACGAGCAGGUGGAUGAUGAGGAAGAAGAGGACGAGAAGCAGGUCAGAUCUGAGGAUGAGGAGAGAAAGACUCUGACUGACAAAGAGAAGAUGGAUGCACCCCCAGAGGAAAAGCCUGAAAAGAAAGACGAGGAGAAGGUGGUGAUUAUUACCGACAAAAAGCUGGACACAGAAGCCAGUGACCUCCUGAAUGAGCUUCAGGUCAAGCUGAACAAUGUGCUGGAUGAGCUGAGUACCACGUUUGGAAACAGUUUCCAGGUUUGUAUUGAUGACUGUAUGAGACAGAUGGCCUCUCUGCUGUACCAGAUCAAGGGCCCAGUCAACGCGAACAGCCGCAACAUGGUGGAGGCCGACUCGGACAACGUGCUACGGCCACUUAUGGACUUCCUGGAUUCAAAGUUAACGCUGUUUGCCACAGCGUGUGAGAAGACUGUUCUAAAGCGGGUUCUGAAAGAGCUGUGGAGGAUUGUGAUGAGCAGCCUGGAGAAGACCAUCGUCCUGCCCCAAGGAAACGACACCUUCGGGGCUCAGAUCCUGUCUGCAGCCAAGGAACUGGGGCAGCUCUCCAAGCUUAAAGAUCACAUGGCAGGAGAGGCCAAAAGCCUGACACCUAAACAGUGUGCUGUCAUGGAUAUAGCACUGGACACAAUCAAACAAUACUUCCAUGCAGGAGGGAACGGUCUGAAGAAGGCGUUCCUGGAGAAGAGUCCUGAGUUGACCUCACUACGCCACGCUCUGUCCCUUUACACACAGACCACAGACACGCUCAUCAAGACCUUCGUCACAACACAACACACACAAGUGCACAAUGGGAAGGGUAUUAGGUUAACUCCCAACGAAAAAAUACAACCCUCCAGGGGGUCAGGAGUGGACAAGCCGGUGGGAGAGAUAUCCAUUCAGAUCGACCUAUUCACCCACCCUGGUACUGGGGAGCACAAAGUCACUGUCAAAGUGGUGGGAGCCAAUGAUCUGAAGUGGCAGACGUCUGGGAUGUUCCGGCCCUUUGUGGAGAUCACCAUGAUUGGACCCCACCUCAGUGACAAGAAGCGCAAGUUCCAAUCCAAGUCCAAGAACAACAGCUGGGCGCCCAAGUUCAACGAGACUUUCCACUUUAUCCUAGGUAAUGAGGAUGGCUUUGAGUGCUACGAGCUGCAGAUGUGUGUGAAGGACUACUGUUUUGGCCGUGCCGAUCGGGUGGUGGGCAUGGCUGUGAUGCAGCUGCGGGAUGUGGCAGAGAAGGGCAGUGUGGCGUGCUGGUGCCCCCUGGGUCAGCGGGUCACCAUGGACGAGACCGGCCUCACCGCCAUGCGCAUCCUCUCCCAGCGCUCCAACGACGAGGUGGCCAAGGAGUUCGUCAAGCUCAAGUCUGAGUUACGCUCUGAGGAGGAGGGCAGAUGAGGUCUUCCUGAAGGAGGGGUGUGAAGGGCCUCUAGUAAAGUGGGAAGUAAUAGGAGCACAUUGACUACUACUACUUUGGACUAAUAAUGUCCCCUGGCUGCUACUGGCUGUUUGAUGGACACUGGUUCACCAUCACACUGUCACUCACUGUGUUUUUCUCAGACUCCACCUUUUGUGUCCCUCACUCACUAUCUCCUACACAUACGUAGUUAGUUUCUCUCUCACUCAAUGGUUAUUAGGCACAAUCUCACACGAUAUUGUACUUAUGUUGGUUCGCCAGUCUGGCAUUAUGGACAUGCCAUGGGCGCUAUAUGCCAAUCAAUUCCUGCCAGCCUGUAUGUACUUCAGUACAGGACAGGGUCUCCCCCUCACCCCACAAUCCCCCUCAGUGUUCAUGUGCAAUACCCCCCAACUGUGGCCAUAUGUUUGAUGCCUUACACUUUAGAAGCUGUGAAUGUGUGAAGUUCAGACACAAAACUGUAACUGUAGUAGAAAGCUGUUUAUCUUCCUCAAUCUCUCUUUAGUGUUCUUCAGGAUCCAUGUUCAUCUCAUUGAUGCCACUAUUAGGGUCCAAAUGCAGGAUGUCGUUGUUGGUGUUUUGUUCGAAGUAGAUUCACCUGGUUUCUAUCGUUUGGACUUCUACUGCAUGUCAAGUACCCUACUCCUAAAUAUAGUGUACAAAUCCACCGUUUUUCCCUGUAGAAAAGUGAAGUGUGUUUUUUUUUGCAUUGAAAUUAGUGCCGUGUGGUGGUUCUGAAGUGAGUUGUUUGUCUCCCCCCUAUUUUUUGACAUGAGGUACUGUAACGGCAACAGCACUCAAGUAAAGGGUUUGUAAGUUGUGUGCCUUGUCAUGUAUUGGGCUCCUAUUCAUAACCCAUUAGUCCCAUACAGUGUUAACAAUGCACUUUGAAUAAGAUUUACUGUAAUACUUUUUAGUCUAAAUUGUCAAAUGUUCUUAACACAAGGGCUGCCUUCUAUCCAGAGAAACUUCCUUUUAAGGAUAAGAGUGGUGAGCACUUUUUAAUAUGGACUAUUGCUUCUUACAUCAAAAACGGCAAUGAUGUAUGUAGGGCCCUGUCUUGAACUUAGUAAUCACUGCUAAAUAACCCUGUUGAAUACAACAUUUUACAAACAUUUGGCUAAUGUUGCCAACCCUCAAUGACAGCCAUUUUGUUUAUAGUUUUUAUAUAUUUAUUCCAUAUGUAUACUCUGGUCUACUUUGCAAACAGAGGGCUGCUAGAUGGAGUUUGAGUAUAGUUUUCAAAGUGGUUUUGAAGCAGGACCUUACAGAUACUAACUGGACCUAGAGGGUCUUUUGGGACCAGAGGAGUUUAAAUGAUUUUAAUCUCAGAUGAGGGAAAGGCUAGCCUCGUAUGGUUCGUAACGAGACUAGGAAAAGGCAGUCCAAGCUCUCGGUUUGCAAAUAUUUUUCAGCUAUGUUUCCUUGUAUCUCUGAGUGGCCUUACAUUGGUGAUCAUAGAAGAUUUCUAUAUACAUGUUUUUACCCCCCAUUUUCUGUGUAUUUCUUUUGUCUCACAACGAUACAGAGGGUUGGUCAAUUUGACCUAAAUCAACCGUAUCAGACUGAUAUUGUCUGUGAUUUUCCUUAUUGCUGUUACUUUAUUUUUGUUUUUAAUUGUAUUGGAGGAUUUAUAUUUGUUUAGAUGUAUUCAUUUUCUGAGAUAUAGUAUUUAUAUUUUUGUUAUUUUCCAUUUUGAUCCCUGUUAAAAAAUGUUUGAGUGAUGUUCAGUACAGUAUCAUGAGUUUAUUGGAUCUACAGUAUACAGUAAGGGGUAAUGCAUGCCUGUCAUAUCCCUGAUAGAAACGAGGAGAAUGUUUUGCUAUUUGUCAAGUAACACUGCCGUUGUCCAUACAAUAAUAGUCAGUUUGAUGUUCACACAAAGAAAACUGCAACAUCACUGUUAAAGCUAUAUCUGGGCUUUAUAUGCAGAAUCUACAGUACCAAUGUGAAUACAUCUUUUGGGCUGUUGAUUUAGGGGAAAAUGUCUACUUCUAAGGAGGGCAUUGCCACUCACAUACAUGUUCCUUGUGCCAAGCUGUGCAAGAGUUCACUUUUUGUUUCAUUUACAUUUUUUAAACCUUGUGAAGCAUUGCACUAUAAUUAAAUCACUACAAUAGUUAGCACGUGUUGUAUGUCCGAGUAACUGGACUUUUUGUGAAGUUUUAUUUGUAUUUUGCAACUGGAAAAAUCAUGGUAUUGAUCAUUAAAAUGUGUACAUUACAAUUUAUUAAUUUUGUAUAAAGUAUUUAAGAAAUA
Molecule: messenger RNA, 9040 nt
Organism: Oncorhynchus gorbuscha (pink salmon)
Lineage: Eukaryota; Metazoa; Chordata; Actinopteri; Salmoniformes; Salmonidae
Gene: unc13bb
Product: unc-13 homolog Bb (C. elegans)
Exons: 42
Coding region: 343-6762 (2139 amino acids)
Biological process (GO): synaptic vesicle priming; dense core granule priming; synaptic transmission, glutamatergic
Cellular component (GO): plasma membrane; synaptic vesicle membrane; presynaptic membrane
Molecular function (GO): diacylglycerol binding; calcium ion binding; calmodulin binding
Source: RefSeq, a predicted model, not a curated record